GUACUUAACACCCUGGAGACCCAGACCGCGGCUUUCAAGGCAUCCCGGGUGGGAAGAGCUGUUUAUAUAGACGGGGAUUCCGCUGUAAGCGCGCUAAUACCUCGGCAGCCAGCGCAUGGCGUGCGCUUCUCACGCCCACCAGUAGGAGCGGCGUCCCCGGCCACCCCUCGGUUCCCAGCCUGCCCUGCCCCUGCCUCCUUCCCCUCCUCGGCCAUGGCCACCUCUGGACGCCUCAGCUUCACCGUGCGAAGUCUCCUGGAUUUACCCGAGCAGGACGCGCAGCACCGGCGGAGGCGGGAGCCGGAGCUACCGGCCCCCGGGCCAGGCCCCUGCGCCACCUGGCUGGAAUCCGAGCGCGGUCACUACGCGUCCUCGGACGAGAGCAGUCCCGAGACCAGCCCGCCCGACUCAUCGCAGCGGCCGCCUGCUCAGCCUGCGUCUCCGGGUUUCGACGCGGAGAAGAGGAAGAAGCGGCGGGUGCUGUUCUCCAAGGCGCAGACGCUGGAAUUGGAGCGGCGCUUCCGGCAGCAGCGCUACCUGUCGGCGCCGGAGCGAGAGCAGCUGGCGCGCCUGCUGCGCCUCACGCCCACGCAGGUCAAAAUCUGGUUCCAGAACCAUCGCUACAAGCUGAAGCGCAAGCGCGCGCCGGAGGCCGCGGAGUCGCGCGACUUGGCAGUCACUGCCGAGCUGCGCGCUGCGCCGGGCCUGCUGCGCCGGGUGGUGGUGCCCGUGCUGGUGCGCAAUGGGCAGCCGUGCGGCGGCAGCGGCGAAGUGGGCACUGCUGCCUCCCAGGACAAAAGCGGCGCGCCCACGGCCACCGCCUGCCCUGUGCCGGGCUACGCCGCCUUCGGGCCCAGCUCGGCGCUGGGUCUCUUUCCCGCCUACCGGCACUUAGCGCCCCCCGCUCUGGUCUCUUGGAACUGGUGA
Rhinolophus ferrumequinum (greater horseshoe bat) is the source of this 927-nucleotide messenger RNA. RefSeq names its product NK2 homeobox 8 (gene NKX2-8). The transcript has 2 exons. The record is from RefSeq and is a predicted model, not a curated record. Gene Ontology annotation, biological process: cell differentiation; regulation of transcription by RNA polymerase II. Gene Ontology annotation, cellular component: nucleus. Gene Ontology annotation, molecular function: RNA polymerase II cis-regulatory region sequence-specific DNA binding; DNA-binding transcription factor activity, RNA polymerase II-specific. The coding region runs from base 214 to 927 and encodes 237 amino acids. NCBI's taxonomy places the organism in Eukaryota, Metazoa, Chordata, Mammalia, Chiroptera, Rhinolophidae.